ACUAGCUCCCUCCUCCAUGCGUAAAUUAUGUAGGGCAGGACGGGAAUGCAUUGUACCUCCAUUCCAUUUGAGAAAAAACCUGGCCGGUGAAUGUGAGCAGAACCAAAGAGAACAAAAAAGGGGGGGAAUUAAAAUCUGACAAAGCCACCUUCUUCUUCCUCUUCUUCGCUUUGACAGAGGCGGAGUGGCGCAUCACGACCUGUCUAUUGUGAAGCCAAGGAGAAGAAAAGAUGGACAUCACGGACCAAGGAGCUCAAAUGGAGCCGCUCUUACCAACGGAACAAAGUUCCCAAGAAAAUACAGAUGUGAGAACUGAUGAGGAGGCGGUGGUGGACCGCGGGGGCACACGCUCCAUGCUCAACACCAACUUUGAGAAGGAAGAGCUCGAAGGUCACCGCACUCUCUACAUCGGGGUCCAUGUGCCCCUGGGCAGGAGGUCGCACCGACGUCACCGUCACCACGGACACAGACACAGGAAGAGGUCCAAGGAGAGGGACUCCUCGGCCGAGGAUGAACGAGAAUCCCCCUCACACACAGACACACCAGCCCAGAGGGUGCAGUUUCUCUUGGGGACAGAGGAUGGCGAUGAGGAACACAUCCCCCACGCCCUAUUUACCGAACUGGAUGAAAUCUGUGUCAGGGAGGGGGAGGACGCAGAAUGGAAAGAGACAGCCAGGUGGUUAAAGUUUGAGGAGGAUGUGGAGGAUGGCGGUGAGCGGUGGAGUAAACCAUAUGUAGCCACUCUGUCUCUACACAGUCUUUUCGAGCUCCGCAGCUGCAUCAUGAACGGCACCGUGAUGCUGGACAUGAGGGCCAACUCGCUGGAGGAGAUUGCAGACAUGGUUCUGGAUCAGCACGAGGUGACGGGCCCCGUCGGUCAGGAUGCCAGGCGGAGGAUCCGUGAGGCCCUGCUCAAACAGCACCACCACCAAAACCACAAGAAACUGGCCAACCGCAUCCCCAUUGUCCGCUCCUUUGCUGAUAUCGGCAAGAAGCAGUCAGAGCCUCAUUCCAUGGACAAGAAUGGCCAAACAGUCUCGCCUCAGUCCCAGCCGGCCAACAACGAGGGCAAACAGGACGUCAGCCGAGAAAACAGUGCCGUCGACUUCAGCAAGAUUGACCUCCACUUCAUGAAGAAGAUCCCUCCCGGUGCUGAGGCGUCCAACGUCCUGGUGGGGGAGCUGGAAUUCCUCGACCGCCCCGUGGUGGCUUUUGUCCGCCUGGCCCCCGCUGUGCUGCUCAACGGCCUGGCUGAGGUUCCCAUCACCACCAGGUUUCUUUUCAUCCUUCUUGGCCCUCUGGGAAAGGGUCCACAGUAUCAUGAAAUCGGCCGGUCUAUUGCCACGCUGAUGACUGAUGAGGUUUUCCACGAUGUUGCAUACAAAGCCAAAGACAGGAAUGACCUGGUGGCCGGCAUAGAUGAGUUUCUGGACCAGGUGACGGUGUUGCCCCCUGGAGAGUGGGACCCCUCCAUCAGAAUAGAGCCUCCCAAAAAUGUGCCCUCUCAGGAAAAGCGCAAGAUUCCUCCUGUUCCCAACGGUGUGACAGAUCUUGGAGAGUCAGAGGAACAUGGAGGGCACGGUGGCCCUGAGCUCCAGCGCACAGGGAAAUUGUUUGGUGGGCUCAUCAUGGACAUCAAGCGAAAGGCCCCUCACUAUAUUUCCGACUACACAGAUGCCCUGAGCCUGCAGUGUCUGGCCUCCUUCCUCUUCCUCUACUGCGCCUGCAUGUCACCUGUCAUCACCUUUGGAGGCCUCCUGGGGGAGGCCACAGAGGGACGUGUGAGUGCUAUCGAGUCCCUGUUCGGGGCCUCCAUGACUGGAAUAGCCUACUCUCUUAUAGCGGGUCAGCCUCUCACCAUCCUGGGCAGCACGGGGCCCGUUCUCGUCUUUGAGAAGAUCCUCUUCAAGUUCUGCAAGGACUAUGAGCUGUCCUACCUCUCCCUGAGGGCCUGUAUUGGCCUGUGGACGGCCUUCUUCUGUCUGCUGCUGGUGGCCACUGAUGCCAGCUCGCUUGUCUGUUACAUCACACGCUUCACUGAGGAAGCUUUUGCUUCACUUAUCUGCAUCAUCUUCAUCUAUGAGGCUCUGGAGAAGCUGCUCCACUUGGGAGUGCAUUACCCCAUCAAUAAAAACAACAAUCUCCAGACGCUCACACAGUAUUCAUGUGCGUGUGUGGAGCCCAGAUACCCCAGCAAUGAGACUUUACGCUUCUGGGAGGAGAAGAACGUCACAGCCUCACAGGUCAACUGGACCAUGCUGGAGGUCAAGGAGUGCGAGAUGUUGCACGGCGAGUUUGAGGGCACGGCCUGUGGCCCCCACGGGCCCUACAUCCCCGAUGUCCUCUUCUGGUGCGUGGUCCUCUUCUUCUCCACCGUCUUCAUGUCCGCCUUCCUCAAGGAGUUCAAGACGAGUCGUUACUUCCCGACCAAGGUCCGAGCCAUCAUCAGCGACUUUGCCGUCUUCAUCACCAUCCUCACUAUGGUUCUUGUAGAUUACGCCCUGGGGAUCCCCUCACCUAAAUUACAGGUCCCCAACAAGUUCAAACCAACCAGAGACGAUCGUGGCUGGGUCAUAAACCCUGUGGGGCCCAACCCCUGGUGGACCACCAUCAUCACCUUUAUCCCAGCUCUGCUCUGCACCAUCCUCAUUUUCAUGGACCAGCAGAUCACGGCCGUCAUCAUCAACAGGAAGGAGCACAAACUGAAGAAAGGCUGUGGCUAUCACCUGGACCUGUUUGUGGUGGGGGUGAUGCUGGGAGUGUGCUCGGUGAUGGGCCUGCCGUGGUUCGUGGCGGCCACCGUGCUCUCCAUCUCCCACGUGAACAGCCUGAAGCUGGAGUCUGAGUGCUCCGCCCCCGGGGAACAGCCCAAGUUCCUGGGCAUCCGGGAGCAGCGCUUCACCGGCCUCAUGAUCUUCACACUGAUGGGCUGCUCCGUCUUCAUGACCUCUGUGCUGAAGUUCAUCCCCAUGCCUGUGCUGUACGGAGUCUUUCUCUACAUGGGGGCUUCCUCACUCAGAGGUAUUCAGUUCUUUGACCGUCUGAAGUUGUUCGGCAUGCCGGCCAAACAUCAGCCAGACUUCAUCUACCUUCGCCACGUCCCUCUGAGGAAGGUGCACCUCUUCACCAUCAUCCAGCUCACCUGCUUGGCCCUGCUGUGGAUCAUCAAGACCUCCAAAGCUGCCAUCGUCUUCCCCAUGAUGGUCUUGGCCCUGGUGUUCAUUCGUAAGGUGUUGGACUUCAUCUUCACCAAGAGAGAGCUGAGCUGGCUGGAUGACCUGAUGCCCGAGUGGAAGAAGAAGAAGUUGGAGGAUGCAGCAGAAGAGGAUGAGCACAGUAUUAUUGUAGAGGAGGAAGGCAUUGUGCAAGUGCCACUGGAGGGACACUACAAGAGUGACCCAGCCACAGUGAACAUCACUGACGAGAUGUCCAAAGGUUCUUUCGGGAAUGUGUGGAAGAGCGUCAGCCCUGCGGAGAGCACCAAGAAGGAACCGAGCGCUAAGAGCUCCCCUUCCUAACCUCUCAGAAGCUGAUAUCCCAAAGUUGUUCCAGAGGCGGCGAAAAGCGUGAAAAGCGCCAGAAGCGGCGGAGGCACGACAAGAGCUUGGACAGGGAGACAAGUUUGUGAUGACACAUACAGGCGGUGCCAUUGUGCUGUCGAUCAAAAAACUAAAAAUCUGUACCGUGCCACACUCAAUCACCUUUGUACUGUGCUACACUGUGUUUUUGUCAUGUAAGUCUGUGUGCAAGUUGUGUAAAACUGAAAAUUUGUUAGAAACAGUAUUAAUGCUGAGGGGCCGAGACACAUCUGUGUUCUUUUCUAUGUAUUUCAGUGUUUGGUGAUACCAGCAACAAUAGGAAUCCAGAAUUAUGCGACACUUGCAGUAAAUGCUGUGUUGAUGGGCCAAUUACAUACAAAUUUUAAACAAUUUUUAAAUCCACUUUAUUUGUAUUUUGUAUGUUUUUAUAUUUUUCCAAUAUGACUCCUUUUAAAAAGCUGCCACACAAAAACCACACUGUGUGGAUUUUGUGUGCAGCAUUUAUUGACUUAAUGCACGUCGCAGUAGAAACACUAAAGAGCAGAUAUUUGCAGAUACUAGUCUAUUUCAGUUUUGUCUAAAAGAGUUGGCUACAUAGCGAAUCUAGUACCAUUUUUUUAAGUAUUAUAUAUACAUUUUAUAUAUUCUGUAUAUCUAAAUGUUUUUGUGACAGUGACAGCUCAUAUCACUCCAGGCUUCUCCGUUGCUCUUUUACACACGAGUGUCUCUCCUCCAGUAAAGUAUUUCCCCCGGUCACUUCCUGGAAGAAAUUUACAUCGUGUGAAUUAUUGUUAAUGUUGUUUUCAAGAGUUCGUACAUGCCUGUUCUGAGUAUUCGGGCCAUAUUGAAGACAAAAAUCGAGAAUAAUUUCGUAAUAAAAGUUAAAAACAAAGUCAUAAUUUAAUAAGAAAAGAAGUUAUAAUAAUAAUGCAAGAAUAAAGAAAAGCACUUUUAGGAAAAGCUUUUGCUUUUUAACUUUAUUCUGACUUUUUACUCAUAUUAUUACAAUUUUGUCUCAAAAUAUAACACCUGUAUUCUUGUAAUAUUGUGACUUUAUUCUUAUUAUAUUACGACUUUAUUCUUGUAGUGUUACGACUUUAUUCCCGUAAUAUUACAACUUUUUCUCCCUUUGAGUGGCCCUCACACGUCAUAUGUUCCGUGCUUAGCUCAACACAAAGACUGACAAAGUCCUAAAAGCUCCACCAGUCUCUCUUGCACAUUUGUUAAAUGUAAAAACAUUAUGGGAUUUUGUGUUUUACUGGCUUGUUGGCGUCGCUGCAUAUUUUACCGCUCAGAUAAAUCUCAUCAUCUUAACUCUUGGAAAGCAAGGGAGCGUAUUUUCUCAAAACAUUAAACUACUUCUUUGAGGACAGCGGGGGCAGUUUAUUAGAAAAUGACAUUUUUUGAGCUGGCACGGCUGCACGGUUUGGAAAAGCAUCUCGGGCCUCUUGUCUUUUUAAAAAAUGGUGGAAGUUACAGACCAUGCAGAAAGCUCUGCAACUCUACCUGCAUCCUCUUCGUCAUCUUGUCAGUAAGUGUCAUCCAUGGACAUGUGAUCUCCUCUCCAAACGACCCUCGGCGUGUUAGCAUCGGAAGCGAAUUGUUUUGAAGAAAAUAAACGACCAUCUCGCCGCAGGACCUCGGUUUCUUCUAGAGAUGCAAUAAUACCUUUUUUCUGGGAAGGGCAACAUGUAAUAAGCGGUGAAGAGUCUUAACAAUGUAUAAUACAUAGUAUAUUUUAUUCAUGUAAAAUGUUACUAAUAUAUUACUAACAUGAAGUCAGUGUUGAAGGCAGGAUUUUGUUGUAGAUGUUCUUUUUCCAUUGUCUAAUUGAUGGUUCUUAGUUGAUUAGAGACACUUAAAAUGGGUCAAAAUUAUAUCAAAUCAAUUCAUUUGACCACGUCUGUGUGGAAUUCUGCCUUAAAUUUGGUAGUGAUAGCUGAUGUACACGUUCUGUUUGAUCAUUUAAGUCACAUGUAUAGAAGAUUCAGUUCAGAUCCGAUGUUCAACUGUGAUUCGUUUAAUGAGAAUGUGAGAGAGAGAGAGAGCGAG
Paralichthys olivaceus (Japanese flounder) is the source of this 5591-nucleotide messenger RNA. The record is from RefSeq and is a predicted model, not a curated record. Lineage: Eukaryota; Metazoa; Chordata; Actinopteri; Pleuronectiformes; Paralichthyidae.